Molecule: messenger RNA, 3357 nt
Organism: Nicotiana tabacum (common tobacco)
Lineage: Eukaryota; Viridiplantae; Streptophyta; Magnoliopsida; Solanales; Solanaceae
Product: tricalbin-1
Molecular function (GO): lipid binding
Source: RefSeq, a predicted model, not a curated record
GGCCUUGAAAAUACCCUGUAAUCAAAUCAGAAUCAGAAUCAAUCCUGAUUCCUAUUCCCUAUACCACAUUUGUACCGUCCCACUUUCUCUUCCUCCUUUUUGCCUUUUGGCCUUUUCACUCUCCCUAUCUUCUCCUUAUUACUCUCUCUCUCUCUCACACACACACACAGAGUUUUCUUCUCAGCUUCUGAUGCAUCGACUAAGAUUUCUAUAGCUUCUAAUGUUGUUUUCAAUUCCCUUUGGUUUGAGCAAAACUAGUAUUAGCUUUUGCAAUCUGAGUUUUGGAUUCAUGUUUACUAGCACUUCGCUGUAUAAUUCAGCAACUGUUAAUUAUAGCUCCAAAGUCUUCUGGUUCUUUUGUAAUUAAUGGUUUUUGAAUCAAUUUCCGCUAUUACGCCUGAUUUCUCUCGCAAUUCACUAUUCGCAACAACAAGGAAGAGAAGGGGUUUGAGGAAAUUGGGCUCAAAUUUGGAUUUCAAUUGGGUUUCUACUAAAUGGGCAAUUCGACCUUGUUGUGUGAAUGGUGGUGGAAACCACCAUAAUUUUGAUGUACAUAUUACAAAUAGUAUUGCCACAAGAGGAGCUCGAAAUAUUCUAAUUAAGAGGUUUUCUGAUGAAUUAGAACCUUCUACAAGUGUCUCUGAUGAAUUAGAAGCUUCUACUAGUCGUUCUAGUAGUAACAAUUUUGCUAGUUUUCAAGAAGACCCUUUUGUAGAUAAGUUAAGGACUCAAUUAGGGGUGAUGCAUCCAUUACCUUCACCUCCAAUUAAUCGAGGCGUUUUCGGGCUUUUUGCUUUGUUUUUCUUUGUUGGUGUUGUUUUUGAUAAGGUUUGGACUUCAAGAAAAAGUAGUUCUAAGGGAGGGGGGAAUGGAGGGAACCCCGAGGGGAUGUGGCCGCGGGUCCCAAUGAAUCUUUCGUCAUUGUUAGAGAAGGAUUUGCAAAGGAAAGAAUCAGUGGAGUGGGUAAAUAUGGUGUUAGGGAAGUUGUGGAAGGUCUAUAGAGGCGGCAUUGAGAAUUGGAUCAUCGGUUUGCUUCAGCCUGUUAUUGAUAAUUUGAAGAAGCCUGAUUAUGUAGAGAGAGUUGAGAUUAAGCAAUUUUCGCUCGGGGAUGAGCCUCUUUCUGUUAGGAGCGUCGAGCGCAGAACUUCUCGUCGAGUCAAUGAUUUGCAGUAUCAGAUAGGUCUCCGAUACACUGGUGGUGCUCGUAUGCUUUUAAUGCUGUCACUAAAAUUUGGAGUUAUCCCCAUUGUUGUACCAGUCGGUGUUCGGAACUUUGACAUUGAUGGUGAACUCUGGGUCAAGUUACGAUUAAUACAAACAGAGCCUUGGGUUGGAGCGGUUUCUUGGGCUUUUGUUUCCCUUCCGAAGAUAAAGCUUGACUUGUCACCAUUCCGUUUGUUCAACCUAAUGGCAAUUCCUGUUCUAUCAAUGUUUUUGAAGAAACUUCUUACUGAGGAUUUACCUCGUCUUUUCGUCCGACCGAAAAAAAUUGUUUUGGAUUUUCAGAAAGGGAAGGCAGUUGGCCCUGUUCCAAAUGAUGUUAAGUCUGGUCAAAAUGAAGUGAAGGCUGGAGAAAUGCAAGAAGGAAACAGGGACUUUGCUGGAGAACUAUCAGUGACUCUUGUUGAUGCAAGGAAACUUUCUUAUAUCAUCUAUGGCAAAACUGAUCCAUAUGUUAUUCUAAGACUUGGAGAUCAAGUAAUACGCAGCAAAAGAAACAGUCAAACUACUGUAAUUGGACCUCCUGGAGAGCCUAUAUGGAAUCAGGAUUUUCACAUGUUUGUCACAAACCCCAGGAAACAAAAGCUAUAUAUAGAAGCAAAGGAUUCCCUUGGAUUUACAGAUUUUACUAUUGGGGCAGGAGAGGUUGAUCUGGGAUCUCUUGAAGAUACUGUACCGACAGACAUAAUUGUGGUCAUCAGAGGCUGGGGACUACUGGGACCAAGGCCUGUAGGAGAGGUCUUACUCCGACUGACAUAUAAAGCUUAUGUCGAAGAUGAAGAAGAUGAAAGGAUUGAAGCAAGGUCCUUGGAUUUGGAUGCUUCAGAUGAUGAAUUAUCCGACUUUGAUGAACGAGAUGCUGCUGUAUAUGAGCAGCGUGGAAAGACUGUGUCUAGUGGAACAGAUAAAGAAUCAUUUGUGGAUUUAUUAGCAGCGUUAAUUGUCAGUGAGGAAUUCCAAGGGAUCGUGGCAUCUGAAACAGGCAAUAUUAAAACUGUAGAUGAUUUUAAAACUAGAGUGUCAGCAUCAAGACAACGUACUCCUGCUAAACCUGUACAACAAAAUUCUGAUACCCCUGAAAAUUUCGGAGAAUUGGCCCUAUUUUGGCUUGCGGUUAUCACAAGUAUCUCAGUUCUAAUUGCUCUCAAUGUCAGUGGUUCUAGCAUUUUCAAUCCCUGAUAUAUGAAACAAAAUAAAAUUGAUACCACCUAGUAAAGAAUACAAUAUAGAGCUUCUGCUGGGUGAUUCUGUCAAAACCACACAGUUGUCCCCACUCUGGGAUUGCCCGAACGGAAACUUUAUCAUAGUUCGUGCCUUUUGUCAUUCUUCCAUUCGAGGCUGGGCAACCGAUUCCUCCAUUUUCUGUCUACUGUUGUACACUAACAUUUUAACAAGAUCAAAUACUCAAACCCUCUCCCCCCUACAACCUCCAAAAGCAAAUGAAGAGGAUCCCCAAACACAUAAAAGAGAACAUUCAAAUAUAUUUUUUUUUACAAUGAGGUAUAUAUUCUUGUUAGCGGCAAAUUUUGGCCAUCCCCUUCUUCUAGGUAUUUGUUUCAUCUGGUAAAAUUUCUCUCCUCUCUCUCUGUCUCUGUGUGUGUGUGUGUGUUGCAGAGUUGGAUUCAGCCACUGAACUUUGACUUUAAUGUGAUUUAAGUUAUUUUAGCCGUGGUUCACCAUGUGUCGUGAACUGCCCAACUUUAGUGGCCUGAUGUUUUCUCUUUACAAGAGAUUCAAUCUAAGAGUCUACUAUGCCAUUGAAACUAGUGAAAAUAGUUAUAAUUCUGUCCUCUUCAGCCUAACCUUUCUUUCUCUUCAUUCUUAAAGUGGUAAGAGGACAACCGUAUUAUGAUAUGACGAUACUGUCAAUGUUGCAUGUGGUAGAGUAUUUUGACUAGAACGAAACUAAAGAUCAAGCAAGUAUUGUUGGCUACUUGCCAAGUUGAGAAACAAAGUAUUCAAGUGUACACUUUAUUUGUUAGAAAAAAAGCUUUAAAUACAUCGAUUUUCAGCUGCUUAUGGGGGAGUUGGCAGAGAAGGAAAUGAGCAAUUCUUAGUUUCAGAAGAUUAACUUUAUUUCUGGAUGACUCUCUUUCUAUUCUAAAGUUGUAAUAUUAGUAUUGUCCUAUUUUCUUA